This is a messenger RNA of Solanum dulcamara, 1584 nucleotides long. Its product is annotated as protodermal factor 1-like. The transcript has 3 exons. The coding region runs from base 32 to 1366 and encodes 444 amino acids. The record is from RefSeq and is a predicted model, not a curated record. Lineage: Eukaryota; Viridiplantae; Streptophyta; Magnoliopsida; Solanales; Solanaceae.
UCUCAUUCAGUUCCUCUGAGAGCAAACCAAGAUGGAGAAGAAAAGAAGCAAGAAGACUUCUGUAAUCCUGUGGGCUACAGUUGCUGCAUUACUCUUGCAGAAUUUGGUCACUCCUGUCAUUUCUUGCAGAACUUCGCGAACACCUUCAACACGCGGCUCAAGAGGUGGUGGCUCUCAAAAAACACCUUCACAUGGAAGCAGUAGCCGUGGCAGAAAAUCACAUGCUAGCUGUGAUAAUCUGCCAAGUGGAGGGGGUGGCGGCUAUACUCCCACCCCAAUUCCUCCUUCAGGAGGAACUGGAGGUGGUUACUCUUCGCCAUCCGCUCCAACUUCUUCUGGAAGUCCGCCAAGUACACCGGAUGUUUCCGUACCAUCACCUCCUAUUGACCCCAAUUCACCACCUUCUGGAGGGAGUAGUUGCUAUCCCUCCCCUCCAAUUAAUGAUGGAACCCCACCAACUACUCCUAUCAUAAGCCCUGACACUCCGAGCAUUCCCGAUAUAUCCACUCCUUCAGCUCCGUUUGACCCCAAUUCACCACCUUCUGGAGGGGGCGGAUACUAUCCAUCCCCUCCAACUUAUGGUAACCCUACCACACCAACCAUUGAAACCCCACCAACUACUCCUAUAAUCGGCCCUGACACUCCGAGCAUUCCCGAUAUAUCCACUCCUUUAGUUCCAUUUGAUCCCAAUUCACCACCUUCUGGAGGGGGCGGAUACUAUCCAUCCCCUCCAACUUAUGGUGCCCCUACCACACCAAUCAUUGAAACCCCACCAACUACUCCUAUCAUCGGCCCUGACACUCCUAGCAUUCCCGAUAUAUUCACUCCUUCAGCUCCAUUUGAUCCCAAUUCACCACCUUCUGGAGGGGGCGGAUACUAUCCAUCCCCUCCAACUUUCCCUACACCUAGUACCCCCGGUAUACCCAUAAUUCUCCCUCCAAUUACUCCUAUCAUCAACCCGGGCAUCCAAGGCACCCCUAGUAUCUACAUGCCUCCACCUCUGUUUGAUCCCAACUCACCACCUUUCUCAAUCGAUUACUGGAGGACUAACCCGGCUUUAAUAUGGGGCUUGUUUGGCUGGUGGGCAACUGUUGGUAGUGCAUUUGGUGUAGCUGGUGCUCCGGGGCUCGGAUCAAACUUUAACUUGCUGCAAGCACUUUCAAACACUCAUUCCGAUGGUGUUGGGGAACUCUACAGGGAAGGAACAGCUUCUUUGCUGAACUCCAUGGUGAGCAAGAAGUUCCCUUACACUACCAAACAAGUCAGGGAUAGUUUUGUUGCAGCACUUAGUUCAAACAAGGCAGCUGCAACUCAGGCAGCGCGAUUUAAGAUAGCUAACGAGGGUUGCUUCAAGCCUAGAGCUUGAAAAAAAAGGCCCGUAUCAAUAAUUCUGUUUCUACGUAUGGACAUACAUUUCCUCAGGAUCUUGUUCAUUCGCAAUGUAUCCUGACAGACCGGUAGAACUUGAACCUUAUAUCAUGUUUCAAAAAUCACCUUGUAUCUUGCAAUUAUGUUCAGUUUUCAUUAUGAUUUCUUCUGAGUUUAGUUUAAAGGUUGAUUUUAAUACAUGUAGAAUAUUAAUUU